AUGUCCGUCGAAACCAUAACAACCAUCUCGCCCAAAACCGGCCGUCCCAUCAUGUCGCGCACUGGCAUCACCUCCGAAGGCCUCCAACAAGUAACCACCGACGCGCAAUCCGCCUUCCAAAGCUACCACACCUCGACGAGCCUACAAACGCGCCAGCAGAUCGUGGCGCGGGCACUCGAUCUGCUGAUGCAGCGGAAGGAGGAGCUCGCGUACGAGAUCACGGAGCAGAUGGGGCGGCCGGUUGCGUACAGCGGGGUGGAGAUCAUGACUGCUGUGAAGCGCGGGCGGUACCUGAAUGAGAUUAGUGGGGAGGUUUUGGGGGGUGAUUCGGGGGUUGUUUUCGAUAAUAAGGAUGAGAAGUGUAAGGGGUUGGUGAGUAGGGAGAAGGAGGGGGAGGAGGGGGAAGAUGGGGUCAGGAAGGUGAUUAAGAAGAGGGCUGUGGGGGUUGUGUUGGCUGUUGUUGGGUGGAAUUACCCCUACCUCGUCCUCAUCAACACCCUCAUCCCCGCCCUGCUCGCCGGCAACGCAGUCAUCAUGAAACCCUCCCCGCAAACCCCCACAGUCGUGGAGCAGGUACUCGGGGCGUUCGCCGAAGCCGGACUCCCCCAGAACGUGCUUCAAUACGUGCACUGCGGAAACCCGAAGCUCCUCGAAGACCUAAUGCGGUCCCCGCAUGUGAACCACAUCUGCUUCACGGGUUCCGUCGCCGGCGGCCUCGCCGUACAGCAAGCAGCCUCGGAGCGAAUCGUCAACGUGGGGCUCGAACUCGGCGGCAAAGACGCGGCAUACGUACGCCCCGACGUGAACGUCGCAUGGGCCGCAGCGGAGAUCGUCGACGGGGCGAUCUUCAACAGCGGGCAGAGCUGCUGCGCGAUCGAGCGGGUGUACGUGCACAAGGACAUCCGGGAGCAGUUCAUCGCGGAGGUGAAGCGCGUGCUGAGCAACUACCGGGUGGGCGACCCGUUCGAGAAAGACACGCAGAUCGGGCCGGUGGUGUCGUCGCGCGCGAAGGAGGUCAUCCAGCGGCAGAUUGACGAGGCUGUUAAGGGCGGUGCGCUGGACGAGACGCCUGAUGAUAAUGACAGUUUCAAGAAUAUGCCGCCGGAGGGGAACUUUGUGCGCCCGACGCUGCUGACGGGCGUGACGCAUGAGAUGGCUGUCAUGAGGGAGGAGACGUUUGGGCCUGUUAUUCCUGUUAUGGGGGUGGAUGGGGAUGAGGAGGCUCUUGGGUUGAUUAAUGAUAGUGAGUUUGGGUUGUCGGCGAGUGUGUGGACGAAGGAUGUUGCCGGUGCGGAGAAGUUGAUUGAGAGGAUUGAGGCUGGGACGGUGUUCAUCAAUCGGGCGGAUUAUCCUGCGCCGGACCUGGCAUGGACGGGAUGGAAGAACUCCGGACGAAGCGUCACGCUGAGUCAGUUUGGAUUUGACCAGUUUGUGAAGCUGCAGAGUUAUCAUAUUCGCGAGUGUCCUUAG
Messenger RNA from Aspergillus campestris IBT 28561, 1470 nucleotides. Its product is annotated as aldehyde dehydrogenase family protein. The record is from RefSeq and is a predicted model, not a curated record. Gene Ontology annotation, molecular function: aldehyde dehydrogenase (NAD+) activity. The transcript has 3 exons. NCBI's taxonomy places the organism in Eukaryota, Fungi, Ascomycota, Eurotiomycetes, Eurotiales, Aspergillaceae. The coding region runs from base 1 to 1470 and encodes 489 amino acids.